GAGGGGUUGGAAAUAAAUACAAAUAAAUGUUUGAUCGAAUAGAUGUUAAGUUAUUGUACAGAAUAUAGCAAUGAAAGUAUAUAGUGAUAGUAAUAAAACAGAACAUUUUUUUAUGUAAUCAUAUAGAAAGAUGACUGAAGAUUUAUUAUUUGAAGAAAAAAGAUUUCAUCGAUUAAAUAAAGAACUUGAGCAUAAAGCAAAUAAUUUGAUAACAAAAAUAGAUUCUGUUGUUAACACUUAUAACAAUGAAUGUCUAAAUAAUUCGAGGAAACAUUCUAUAAAUGUGACGAAAUGUGAAGAAAAAACAGCCUAUUUAAAUAGUAUAGAAAUGCAAAAUGGAAAUGAUUUUCAAGUGUCAGUUAAACGAAAUUCAUCUUUACCACAUAUUUUCGAUCAAUCCUCUACUUUGAAAUUAAAAGUAGAACCACAAAAGAAUAGUGAAGAUGAAACUUCUAAACAAAAAAAACUGGCAAACCAGACGGUUUUUAAUUUUUUAAAAGGUAAAGUAGAUAUAUUACACAAUGAGCUACAAACAAUGCGAAUUGAAUAUAAAAAACAGGUACCAAAAAUUCAUUGUGAUAUUUGCAAGAAUUUGGAAUCUGAAAAUAAGAAAGUUGAAAUUAAGUUAAAGACUGAAAUAGAAUCAUUAAGAGAAACUAUUGCAAAAUUAGAAAACAGUAAUAAGGAAUUGCAAUAUCAAUCACAAACAUUAAAUACAGAAAAUUCAGUUUUGAAGAAAGAUUUGGAUAAACUUCAAAAUCAGAUAAAGAUAACAAAUCAACAGUCCAAUAAUUGUAUUAUGAGAUUAAACAGAUCUUUGGAAAAUAAUGAUAAACUUAAAAGUGCACUAAAGUAUUCCGAAAUAGAGGAGAAGGAACUGAAAACUCAAAUUAGGAAGUUACAAGAAGAUAAAAAAUUAACAGUUAAUCAUUUGGGAAAGCAACUUUCUGAAUUAAUACAAGUGUUUAAAAAACAAAUGUUAAUUGUUCAUAACUUAAAGAAGCAAAAUGCAUGCUUACUGGCAGUUGGACAACUAAAAUUAACAAAAGAAGAUUUUUCAAGAUUGCUGGAUCAAAAACCUGAAAAUUUAUGAUAUAUUGCAUAUAAAACAUUUAUUAAAUGAUUACUAAUUCAUACAUUGCAAAAAAUGGAAUAAUUUCAUUUCAUAGCCAUAAAUAUUAUACAAUUUUAUAUUACAUGAUAUAAUUCUUAAUAUUUUUUAUGUGAAUUUGCGUUCUUUAAUAUAUUACCUGUCAUAUAUUAUGAAAUUUGAAAAUUUAGUAAUCUAAGCUUGAUGAUUUAUUUCAAUGUCUUUCUUUUUGUUUUAAUUCUCAGCCUAUGUAAUAAUAUAAAUAAUAAAUAAUUUGUAAAAUAUUAAUGGAAAUGAACUAUGAAAAUCAUGAGUUUCUAUAAAAAAAUCAUGUGUAUCAAUAUUUUUGUUUAACAUUUUCAAAACAUAAUGUAAUAUAAUCAUCAUACAAAGAUGUAAAAACUGAAUUAAUUUUAUUCAACAUAAUUUUCAACUCACUCAAUUUAUUUACAUUCAAGCUUUAUUUUGUGCAUAAAGAAUUUGAUUAAAAAUGAUGAAUCCCGGUUAAUACGUAAUAUAAAAAUUAACGAAAUUAAUUGCAUUCAUUUUAAAGUUUAAUGUUCAAACGUUCCAGAAAACACUGAUUAUUUUUUAUCAAAUGAUUUUUACAGAUUUCAUUUUCAUCCUCACUUAAACAAUAUACGCACUGUCGCAUAUUUUCUACGCUUAUAAAAAGCUUGAUGUCUUCUAAAUACUAUCACUUGAAAUUAGUUAAAUAAUGUCAAGUGUAACAAAAAAGUGAACGGAGAUGAUAUAUGUACUUUUAUUUUCCGUUUAACCAUUUCUGCAUAAUCUAAUUUGAAUAAUGUUUUAGUGUUUUACUAUUUAGAUCCUUAGUAUGUUUUGUUUAAUAAAAUAUAUUAAAUUAAUUGUUUUCUUUCUCUUUCUCUCUCUUUCACUCGUUCUCUCACUCUCUCUCUCUUUUAAUGCGAAGAUGCUAUUCUCAAAUGCUUUAUUAUAACUCUCUCUUCUCCCCUUUUUGAUGUCCCUCUUCUUUUUAUAAUUACAAUAACGUUUCGUUUUAAAAUUCUUAUCUUAUAACCCUUUUACACAUUGAGUUUUACAACUCAGCUUCAUAUAUAUGUGUACAUCGAAAUUUACUAUUCUUAUUAAAAUUAAAAUCAUUGAUACAUUAACAAUUUUCAUAUUGAAAUCGCUUAAAUUUAUAUUUAAAAUCAUAUUAUACCACAGAUUUCCGCAUUAUUUUAUAUUGCACUUUGAACAUCCAAUUUUUUUAAAUUCUAAAAAGUAUAAUGUUUAAUAAAAUAUUUGAAUAAUUCGUGCUAUAAGAUAUCACCAAUUACGAAAAAAUGAAAGAAAAAUAUUUUUUAUAUAAUAUAACACAAUGUACAUUUCUUUUGAAAAUCUUCAUAUAAGACAUCAUUUUCGAUUAUUUACUAUAAAGUAGCUGUGAAUGUAAUUAUACAAGUUUUCAAAUUUUAUGAAUCUUAAUAAAAAUUUACCUAAAUGUGAGUAUACUACUUACGAAAACAGAUCAACUUUCAUAUUAUUAGGGUAAACUUUUUUAUUCACUGGUAUAAAACUUUUUUCGUCAUACAAGUAAUUCUUAACCGUUGCAUUAAAAUGCAUUAUUAUUUUUAUAUUUAAAUUCAUGUAAAAUAUAGAUAAUUAAUGAAAUUACAUUUCUCUUUUACUUUUGAAAUUCAUAAAAAUUAUACACGAAUAACGCAUUUUAUAUUAUUUGAAGAAAAACAGAAAAAAAUAAUAAUAAUAAAAAGAAAUAGUACAUGUCCAGCCUCAUUUGUUAAUACAUAUUUUAUAAUGUGUCCUGAAACAUUAUUUUAUUCAAAAGUAUUUUAUUUAUUUUACUCUUACCACGCUUAAUUCUAAAUUUUUUUAUUUUUUUUCUUUUUUGAUUUAUUUUUUAUGAGUCCAUAAUUGUGAAAACAUAGUUGUUUUACUGUUCUUUAUAAUGUUGUGAAUAUAAAAGUUAGAUUCGUGCAUUUUUCGCUUCACAACACGAUAUCGUAUCAAAAACCAGUAAUAUUUAAAUUCACGUCAAAGGCAGCAUAGACAGUAAUACAUCUAGCAGCUUGACUAUGAAAUGAUUUUAUUAACAUAUUAUAAAAACCAGACUCUAAAUGCGACCAGAGGGACAACAUGGUACAAGGACAUCCAUGUACAAGGAGAAUGUAUGAGAUUCAAAUUUGAGACUUAAAUAAAUAUUGUGACAAUA
Molecule: messenger RNA, 3287 nt
Organism: Heterotrigona itama
Lineage: Eukaryota; Metazoa; Arthropoda; Insecta; Hymenoptera; Apidae
Source: the annotation of a GenBank genome assembly